CUGUUCUGUUUCCGAACAGAGAAACGCCCGUGCUGCCUUCAAAGACUCAUUGCAGGCCAUGUUGUCUGUAGCUUUGCAUCCAAAUUCCAAUGACCCGUUAAUGCGUUUUCAGUGGUCUUGUAACAGCGUUUUAGUUCACGCAAACAAACCAAAAGAAAGGCAGGAUGUGAGACGACCUGGGAGAGAAAGUCUCCCCAGCUUCAGUGGAGCAAUGGCGACCUCCAGCGGCUCUCCCGCCAUCCUGCAGCUGAGCGGAGGCGGCGGCAGAUUAGAGCGCGCGCUCCGGCUCUCGUGCCGCAGUUGGGAGAGUGAAGGAAGCGGCGGGUCUGUGAAGGAUGGCGGAGCACUGACUCAGUCCGAGUUAGGUGGAAACAUCACGGAGGAAACGUGUAAAGUUAUCCACGGAAAGGAAAAAUUCACCCAUAACAAGGGCAUCUCCCUCAUUCUCCGGCUGCCAGCAUGAUGAAGGACUGCCUGCAGUUUCUUAUCGAGCCGGCCAAAAAGCUCAAGAUCCGACUUAAGGAGUCUCGUAAGCGAGUGAAACUUGAGAAGAAGGAGCCGCUGGUGGAGAGUCAGUUAUUUAUUAUGGAACUGGCCCGAGAACUCAACAAAAUUUGCCAGAGGUCAAACAUCCUCGGCCACAUCUGGACCAGUGAGGACAUCUGGCCGGCCAGUGUGUGCCGGGAUUUCAUUGUGGAAUGGGCUGCUGUGUUGGAGAGGACUGUACAGCCGAGGAUCAUCCUCUCUGACUACCAGCAUGAGAAACCAGAGAAGAAAGACUGGAAGGGACACCUCCUGUGCAUGCUGGAGGCGGGGGGCGAGUGCGACAUGGGGCCCCACAAAAGAGUCAUCAUGGACUGGACACGGGAGAUUAAAAGCAGACCUCAGCCCACCGUCUGGCCGGGCGAGCCUGUGCUCAUGAUGCUAGACGACCUGGAGUUCCAGUGGAAGAGGGGUCGUCUGCCCAACCUGCUCCCAGCCAUGGAGCUCGUCAUGCUGGCCGUGCUGAACGCUGACAGCCCCAUCAAGGAGGACGUGACAAAGCAGUGGCUGGUGAGAAAGCAGAGGAGCCAGAAGAUCGACGCUGUCCGCUACAUCCCCCACAGCGUGUGGAACUGGAUUUGUGAUGCUGCAGAGGAUGUGACUCUGGACUCAGGCUCAGCCAACCCAGACCUGCUCAUCUCCAGCGAUGAAAAGCGCAUGCGGUGCGGCCUGGAGCGUCGGGAAGUCCUGCGGUGCCAGCGACGCUUUGACGGCUGGUGGUGCGCCGCAGCCCAGGAGGGCUACGACUGCGGACGCCACUACUGGGAGGUGGAGGUGGGUGAGCGGGACUGGCGGCUCGGUGUGGUCAAGGCAUCCGCGGUGAGGCAGGGCUUCCGCUCACUCAACACAGAUACAGGCUACCUGACCCUGCGUCUGGAGAGGGGCGCAGAUCUGAAGGCUCUGACGGUACCCGCCACCCCGCUGUCACAGAGCGUGGUGCCCAGGAAAGUUGGGGUGUACCUGGACUAUGAGCAGGGCCAGCUGUCUUUCUAUGAUGUGGAGAAGCGCUCCCACCUGUACACGUACAACGAGAAGUUCACAGAGGAACUGUACCCCGUGUUUGGGACUGUGGAGGUGGUCAAAGACCUGGUGAUAAGGCCUGCAGGUGUCAGACAGCCGUGCCUCUGCCCCGGGCCCUGCCUCUGGAACUGAACCGCUUAACACACAUCAAUCACUCCUCAGUCCUGAUCCUCAGCAACCCCCAGAGUCUGCGCUUUUAUUCUGCUCCAUUAUUUAGUGGAUUUGAAUCAGGUGUGCUGUUUCUGGAAUAAAAGCGUGACUCUUUCUGCGGGUUGCCUUGUGGGAUGAACAAGAACCGCCAUCAUUACUCUGUCUGUUACUCUGCCUUCAUCGAGACAAACCGUGUUUGACUAUUUGUAUUGUAAAGAAGAAUAUUUUAAGGCUGUCGGGUCAAAACCUCAAAUCAGCCUUGUUUUCUGAAUGAAAAUGUUUAAUUCACAGUGUCUGAUAAGGUUUGAAAGGGUUUUCGAAGUCCAUAUAGUUUUGCGUUUAAAGUUCAAACAUAAAUAACACCCAGACUAGAGUUGCAGUGAUAUGGAAAUGUGUUUUUUUUAUUAGUUUUUUUAGAGAUGAAAAAACUUCCCAAAUGUUAGAAAAACAUGAAGGCACUGUGAAAGGAUGUGCAGCUAGCUGCUUCGAGCCUCAGUGCAGUGAAACGGUGCAGCUGGUGAGAGCUUGCUGACACACACAGGAAGGUAAUUACAGACUGGGUUGACGCAUGUGAAGAGUUAAUUCUCACUCUGCUUGCUUCUUUGUCUCAAGCCUCCUGCAAACAUUUUCAGGCAUGGGCUUUUUUUUGCAGCUGUUUUGUUUCUGUGUACAAUAUUGAGAUAUCAAUGCUUUU
Messenger RNA from Chelmon rostratus (copperband butterflyfish), 2407 nucleotides. RefSeq lists its product as uncharacterized. The transcript is spliced from 10 exons. Bases 460 to 1695 code for a protein of 411 amino acids. The record is from RefSeq and is a predicted model, not a curated record. Gene Ontology annotation, molecular function: protein binding. NCBI's taxonomy places the organism in Eukaryota, Metazoa, Chordata, Actinopteri, Chaetodontiformes, Chaetodontidae.